Orbicella faveolata is the source of this 2881-nucleotide messenger RNA. RefSeq lists its product as uncharacterized. Lineage: Eukaryota; Metazoa; Cnidaria; Anthozoa; Scleractinia; Merulinidae. The record is from RefSeq and is a predicted model, not a curated record.
AUAAAGUUGAUUCAUACCUUAAGCUGUGCUUAAAUCGAGCACGCUAAGCAUGAACCAGUUUUUUAAUAACGUCUAUUUGACUUUGAAAAUAUGCUGAGAUAUUUGUCCGCGGGCAUUAACUGUUCCGGGAAGCGAACAGUUUUCCGUGAGCGAAGCCAGGGCGAAGCUAAAGGAAAUGGCUCGCUAGCUUGCGAACGAAGGCCUGAGACGUAUUUCCCGCUAUUGUCGGAGGCUAAACUGUUGGCUUCUCGGAGCAUCUGAGCAUAUUGUUUAAGUCAAAUGGUGGCUAUUGUAUCUGUGUUUGAACGUAUAUAGAAAAUGAGUACACCAAAGUAUCGAUAAGUUUUGCACGUUUCGCCUGUCAAAGAAAGCUCUGUCGAAAACAAAACGAUGGCUGAAAGCCGACAAUAUGAAGAAGAAAAAACCGGCAGCAAAAAACCGACUCAUUAUCGUUGCUGCUCAAUUAUAUUUCAGUUGAAAAUUAGACUUAGCACUACAGCAAACUUGUUACCUUACAACUGGGCCUUGUUCUUUAAUACUUCUUUGGGUAACUGGUCGUUUCGCCAACGUGUCAGUUUGCCAAUGUUAGGGCUGUAGUCGUAAUGAUGACAGCCGCGUAACAAGUAAAGUCUGGCUUCAUUUGACUAAUUGAACGAAGCGUAUAAUUUUCACUAACGCCACUAUUUCGCAUCUUCCCGUAAGCCUUUGGUUGUUUAUCACAUUUUUCCAAAACGAAGACAACUUUAAAGGUGAUUAUGCGAAGAAUUUCUCGGAAGAAAACUCGUCUCGCUUUCCUGACAUGCUUCAUUCUUCACAAGGUAAACAACGCGCCAACGCGAGCCAAAUUUUCCCGCCUUCCUUAGACCACGGGUUCGUUCAGAACAAACUGAAACGUACUCAUUAUGAAGAAUCCAUUCGCUCUUGUUGGAUAAAACGAGGAUACGAGGUUAUUAUUCGGCAAUUAAUUACAACAGACUCUGCGUUACGAGCCUCGCUUGCUGUUAAAAAAAUAUAUAUUUCACCUCGCAUCCAACAUGAACUACAGAACAAAAUGACGGCAUUUUGCCGCAGUCUUUGUUGGCAGCGGAAACAUUUCCAACGUUAAAGGCCUGGUAACAAGAUUAUUUUCAAUAUGGCGGGCAGAAAUGUGUCUUACUUGAAGCCAAAAACGCCUUCUUUUAUUGCAAAAUUCAAGGAAAAGGUUGGGUAUCAAGAAUCAGCCACAGUUGAAACAAAAUUUGAAGAGGGUGAAUCGUCUAAACUAGAUGAUAGAGAGCAUGAAGACGAGAAACCCACGGUAGUAUUGGGAUGUAAUGUUAGUGAAGCCGAGGCUGAUGCUUUCAUAACACGGUUAAAGGCAGAGGAAGACGCAAACGAAGAAGAGGAGAAGAGAAAAGAUGCAGGGAGAAAAGACAGCACUGAAGACGCAGGCAAAAUUGUUUUUAAGAAGCCAUCUAAGAGGAAAUCAGAUGACAGUGAAAAGGACUUAAAUUCUAACGCAGAUGAUAGAAAGAAAUCCAAACCUACAAGUACUAUGAAAAGUGUCAAGAAUAAGAGCCUGCUAUCAUUUGAUGAAGAAGAGGAUGAAGACUAACAAAACUAAAACGCUGUAUAGUAAAAAGGGUCUUCAAGUAUAGGCCAUGGUUCUUACUUUGGUGAGAUUACACAAGUUUGCCAAAAAAUUGGUCGAUAUCAAGUCAGUAACAUGAAGGCCGAUAUCAAGUCAGUGACUUGACAUGGCAGGAAAUACGGAAAGUAAAGGAGACUUGGUUAGUUGGUAAUACUAGACUGCACUAUAGUAUACUGUACAAGGCAGGGAAAAGAGAGAGAGCCUGGCAUCGAGUUUGGUUUCAUCCCUAAUGAGGACAAACCAAGUGCUUUUACUCGCCUUGAUGUUAGCUACAAAAGAGAGUGUAACAGCUUCUUGCGAGACUAAAAACUAAGUUUCUGGUAGGAUGAAAAUUUGGAAAACAAUUUAGAGGUUUAAUUACUUUAAAACAUUUAAAAUCAAUUGUAGCAAAUCACGUGAUGUGUUUCUGUCAAACCAUCCUCAAGCAAACACUCAGCUACAUUGCAAUCAAGGGUGCUUUCUUUAUAUAAGUAAAUUGUUUAGUGAAAAAGUAUUUUAACAUAAAAGAUUUCAUGUUCACAAAGUUAAAAGCCCUGAGCUCGCUAUUUUCGAUUUUAUUCGCCCUCAGGACAGGUUACUUUCGAAAGUUAAAAGCCCUGAGCUUGCGAGUUUUUAUUUUGGUCGCCCUUAGGGGCCGUUACUUUCGAAAGACAGUAAAAACCUGGUAAAGAAAGGCACAAAUCUCGGUUACAAAAUCAAAACACUUAAUAUUACAAACCGUACAUAGAACUGAUAGGAUCUCAAAGAAAGGAACCAAAUCAUUGUUGUUCUGUCUUCAACGAAAAAAAAAUGAAAGCAUUUUAAAAAUGAAAGCUCGGCCCAGUCUGUUCACAGACACUCUAUUUUGCUUUGAGUUCGUCGAGGUCGUAAGUAAAAGUAUUAACCGCAGGAAUCUGCAUUAAAAGCCCGAACGCAAGGAGGUGCCCCUGGGGAAAGAAAACAAUAGAGGGUCUGUGGACUUCUUUUGAGAAACUGAAUUCCUCGUUUCUCCAGAAACGGAAAAUUCCCAUUGGCAUUAUGGAAAUUAACAUGCCAUCAGCUUAUCAAAGAUCCAUCACGCUCUCGAAGAAAAAUAACUCGUAGCAAUAGAAAUAAACGCUGUGGACAGACUAAGCUUGGCUUUAAUCGGGGCUUUUUUAAAAGAUUAUUUCUACCUUUCCUUCUGGUAAGGUUAUUAUUUCUUUAUAAUAUUAAGCUGAAAACCUGGUUUACAUCAUUUUGAAAUGAAUAAAGUCCCCUUUCAUUGUCCGA